Molecule: messenger RNA, 3245 nt
Organism: Moneuplotes crassus
Lineage: Eukaryota; Ciliophora; Spirotrichea; Euplotida; Euplotidae
Source: the annotation of a GenBank genome assembly
AAAUGGAGGGCAUGCAGAUAGACCUAACAGCCCAGGAUUUGGAGUAUUCUUACAAUCCGAAGCUCCAGACUCUUGGCCAGGUGGAUAAUGAUGACAUUGAGGAUUUCAUUGGUGACUCAGAGAGAUUUCACAGGAAAUUAUUAGAAAACGGUAUUAUUGAUCCUGACUAUGCUGAAUUUCUAACUGAGCUUGAUGAAAGCGCAAAAUAUGAAAAAGAGAGUAUUCAGAAAGCCGAUCAAUAUUAUGCUAAAGAAAUAGAAAGAAUCAAAAAUUUCUAUGAGGAUCAAUUACAACAGAUCCGAGAAGAAAGUGAGCAAGCUAUUAACAGUUUGCAGGGAGAAAACCAAACUUUGGAUGAGAAAUGCAGAUUUUUAACUGAACAAGUUAAUGAAUUACAAGCAGCUCAGGUAAAGAAGACUCCUAAUCUUCCAACAACUUCCAGAAAUGCUUUCCUGAGGAGGAACUCUGAGAACCACCAAUUAAAAGGAAAACAGAAGACCACUUUGAAAAAUUCGCGCAGUCCUUUAAAUACUAGUACUAGUCAAUCUAGAGAACAAGAAGAUGCUCAAAUUCACCUUGAGGCAGUUAAUUCCAAAUUAAAGAAAAAGGUGGAUGAAUUGACAGGAAGAGCCAAAAGACUCAAAGUUUCAUGGGAAAGUAAGAUAGAAGACCAGAAGAAAGAAAUAAAGAGUCUUCAAACUGAUUCAAAGGAUCUCAGAACGAAGCUUUCACAACAGAAGUCUAAAAGUCAAAGAGAAAUUAACAAGCAUAGAGAUAUUAACAUAAAGCUUGAAAAAGAAAUAGAGACUCUUAAGAAAUCACUGAAAGAUUUAGAAAAGGAAAAGAUUCAACUAAAAGGCAGGCUCGAUAGAAAUUUUGCUGAGCGGUCUGUAGACAUCCAAAGGAAAAAGAGAAUGGACUUAUCCAGAAGUACUGCUAGAUCAUAUAACGACUUUGACUUUUUCAGUAAAAAAAUGAAUACUAAGCAGAAUCAGAAGGAUAAUCUUUGCUUUAACCGAAAGAAUUCACAUAUAUCGAAGAGAGAAAAUAAAUUGUUCUCUUCAACUGCUUCAUUACAGCAUUUUAAUCUUUUCAAGACUACUAAGAAUUUGAACAGCAAAAAUAACGGAAACUGUAGAGAAGGUUCAAAAUCAAAAGGAUUGAGAAGUCCAAAAGAAUCGAAUACCUCGACUAAGCACAAGACAUGUUCAAGAAGAGGCAUCUGUAGUGUAGGUUUAGACAAGAAAGGAUGAGGACACUACCACCACUCCAAAAGAAGUACAUCUAGAAAUAGUCUCAAUAGAACAAGUCUGCAAUAUAAUUCAACGACUUCAGCAAUGAAAAAAAUUAAAGAUAUGUGCCAGGUGAUGGUAGACAGCUGCUCAAGGCUGGAAUGAGCUCGCUGAUUCAAUAUGUAUCCUCCAACUGAUUUCCUGGAGCACAUCAAUAACGAGGAAGAAUGAACAGUUAAUGAUUUUAAUCCAGAAAUUUUAAGCAACGAAAAAGAUUUAGCAAUAGACUCUAAUUCUCCUCAAUGAAACAAAAAGAAAAAGAUCAAAAAUAAAGAAAAUAAUCUUGAUGAAAUUAAUCCUCUGAGCGAAAGAGGAUCUAUGGGAUCUUUGAAAAAGAGUUUAAGAUCUUCUAUCAAAGGUAUAAAGCUUCCUCCUCAUGAUAAAGCUCUUAAGGAGAGAUCUGUUGCUCAUAUCUCAAACCUCUCGUACCAUGAUAAUUCUUAUGAUGAAGAGUUUUAUAACCAAAAGAAUAAACAGACUCUAAACAACCUUCAUAUGAGAGAUGCAGUAUCUAGUACAAAUCUCUUAGGAAGUCAAAAUAACUGAAAUAUUGUUCACCAAAGUAUGGAUAUCCAUUCAAAUCUGUUCAGAAAUUCUAUCAUGACACCAGUUAACUAUCACGGUAACGAAUCUUUUGUGAUUCAACCUCAUUGCAAAUGAAAUCUAUUACAGAGCCAAUGUAAUCUGAGCCAUCACCCAAGUUGCUGCCAUCAUCAGAAGCAAAAUUUAACUAUGAUUGAAUCUCAAGCAUACGGCCCAUCCAUUGAAGAUAGACUAGAGAAUACUGAGAAACUCAUUCGAGAAAUGAACCAUAAGUUCGAUGGUUUGACCUCGCCAAAGCAGUCUGCCAAAAACGAAUUUAAUAUGCUAGUUCAAACCCUCACAAUGAACUCUGCAUUGCAAGACUACAAUGCUGAUAGCGAUACCGACAAUCAAGAAGAUUCAGGUCAAAGCUCAUUCGAUGAAGAAACUUUGAGCAUGAAUCAGAGAGAUCUUAGAAAAUAUUUUAAGAAGAAUAUGAAACAACAAAAGAUGAUAGAGGCUCAAGAUCAUGAUGGAUAUCCAGAAGAACUCCGUACUGGCAGAAGAGUUAACCAAAAGUAUAUUGAUAAACACCAAUUUUCAAAUUCCAGGUAUGAAAAUGUAGAAGAAGAUGAGCUUGACCAGUACUAUACUCAGCAGCAAAACAAGUAUUCUUCAUCUGAAAAUAAAGUUGACAAUGAAGAAUAUAGUCAUGAAGAUGAUAUCGAUGAAUCCUCAAGUGAUCAUAUUUAUAAGAAGGCUAAGAAUUCGAUCAAGAGAAGUAAAAUGAUAAUAUCCACAGAGCAAGAAGAUCAACUUCUGAAUGAAAUGAGUUACUCAGAUCCAGAGAAUCAGCUUGAAAUGCUCAAGCUAAGCAGCAAAAGGGUUGAAAGUAUUUUAAGAAAUAAGCAAAAACGUAAAAAUAAACCAGUUUGUAAAGAAGAAACUUUAGAUAACCUCAGACAGAAUAGAAUGGCUGAUGAUUCAGACAGUUGCAAGAUACAAAUGAGUUCUGAAUUUGACCAUGAAUAUUCUCAUGGCAAGAAAAUGUUAGAAAGGAAAAAUUCAAGGAAUAGACUUUAUGAAGCCACAAGCCCAAACGAAGUAUCUGAUAAAAGAAAUUUCCACCAGACUACAUCUUCAGGAAAUCUUGUAUUGUAUGACAGUGUUGCUAGGAUGUCUUCUCAAAGCCCGCAAGAAUAUAUUGAUCCAAACUAUGUGCAAAGACAUAUUCCUAAUUAUAAAAAUAGAGACGAGUCUCAUGAUUUUGAUGAAGAUGAUAUCAACAGUAGCGACAAUAUUGCCGACGAAGAUAUGGCUUACGACGACCAAGAAUACGAACAAGAAGUAGAAACAGAAACCCAAAGAAGAUACAGAAAAGGCCUCAACAAGUAUGUCAACCAAAUGAGCCUAUCAAAAUUUAAAAAUUAA